AGCUCAUCUUCUUGGAUCGUUUUCACAGCUGGAACCGGGACUUGGAGGUAGGGGAGGAGGGUUCGGUAUGGCUCGGCUCCGGCGGUGAUUGGUGGGUUUGCUCCGCGGCAAGAUGGCUGCGUUGGCGCCGCAGUCAAUAGCGGCAUCCUGGUGAAAUGACGCAAGCCUCACAGCUCUCCUUCAGUCCUCCGAGGCUCCACUCUCCAUAGCGCAGAUUCCCACCGAGCGGCCCGGAAGACGGACCGGCUACUAGCCUCUCCAGCGGACCGAACGGAACCGGCGCCUCUUCCAGUGAGAGUGCGAUGAGGAGAGCUUUUCCAGUGUGAGGCCAUGGGCUGCACCUCGGCCAAGCAGGUGUCGGCCGUGCCCAACGAUGAGGAGGGACGUGGCAAGGCCUACAGCAAUGGAGACCUCUUUGCUGAUGAAUACAAGAUGAAGGGAGUGGAGGAGGUGAAGUAUAUGAGAGGGGAGGAAAACCGGGUGAACGCACGCAACCAGGAGAACCUGGAAAAAAGUAACGUGCAGCACAAGGGCAAGCAGCAGAAAGAAAUGACUACGGCAAACAUUAAAUCAAAUAUUCACUCGUCAGAGAGCCAACAGGAAUUCUUCAGGAUGCUGGAUGAGAAGAUUGAGAAGGGGAGAGACUACUGCUCUGAAGAGGAGGAUGGGACAUAGCACAGCGGCCCCCCCCUUUGAAAUUACACCAACUAAAACCCUCACAAAGUGUGUGUGUGUGUGUGUGUGGGAGUGUGAGAGUUGAAUCAGUGUUUUAGCAAUGGGGUCGUGCAUGUGCUGGGAUUUUCCGAUCGUCAUAUGGCAAAGAUAGUAUUUUAACAAGAGAGAACGGGACAAAAGGACACUUUCUUCAGAGACUGUAGCCCCGCCCCAAUCAUGCCAGGCCCCUCCUACCCCAGAGUUCACAAACAGAUGAUGGAGGGAGAUGGUUCCAGGACCCUUCAUGUGUCCCUUUCAACGAAUUGCCAACAAUCAACUCCAAAAAUUGCCGCCCACUGGGGACCGACUGAGGACUGAGGGGUGAUGUGAUGCCGCAUUGGACUCUUUUGGGCAGCAGGGCCGGAGAAGUGGACAAGGAAGAGGGAACAUUUUGUGAUAUUUUAAUAUGAGUCUGAGUCAGGAGCUCUCCUGCCUUCUAAGGUCGACCACCUUUUUAUUUUUUAUCCCAGCCACUUGUUGUUUUUUCUUCAUUUUUUAUUAUUAUUUUUUUUUUUAGCAAACGUGAUGUUGUUGCUCCUCAUCAGCAUCAUUCAGAGUUUCUCAGCCUCUCAACACGCAUCCUUUUUCAUUUCACCAGCAGACAUUCAUUCUGUCAACGUUUCUUUUUUUUUUAUUGUUAUACACACACACUCGGGCACUGUAGCAGCAAGCAGGGCUGAGAGCUCAAGCGGGUUGGAGGAUGCUGGGGGUUGCCGUGGAGACGAAGAUCUGAUCACAAUUUUCUUGACAUGUUUACUGGAGACUUCCAAUUGUAUUAUUUGGAUACUUUUUUUUCUAUUAAAAUAAAAACGGCAAAGCUCU
Dunckerocampus dactyliophorus (ringed pipefish) is the source of this 1536-nucleotide messenger RNA. RefSeq lists its product as uncharacterized. The coding region runs from base 331 to 675 and encodes 114 amino acids. NCBI's taxonomy places the organism in Eukaryota, Metazoa, Chordata, Actinopteri, Syngnathiformes, Syngnathidae. The record is from RefSeq and is a predicted model, not a curated record. The transcript is spliced from 6 exons.